GUUCUUCGCUAUUUUGCGUUUUGGCGCUGAUUACAGCAGCCGGAGAGACGACAUUUACGACCGUAUUUGCGACUGCAAAGUCCCUGUUAGGGACACAAACAUCUAGCCUACAAGGGAGCAAGCGUUCCCUUGUUAUUUUUUGUACAUUUUUACCCCAAAACCACUGCCAACUUUGUACACAACGACAAAAAAACACCGCUUCAGUUCCGUUGGUUUCAGUAUGGCUUUGUGAAAAUUUGCGCCAUGUUUAUGCAAGAAUUGGUCGAAAACGUUUUUUCUCCUUUCGGAGUGACCGUUUAUUCCACUUCAGUUUUUAAUUCAAAACUUCAUAGAACAGUAAUUUGGGCGGUGGAUGUGCGAGAAGCCCGAGGAAAUGGAGGGAAGAACAGCUGCCCAGAAAGGAGUAGUUGUUCCUUCUCAGCUGAAUGGACGAGAACCAGCACCUAGAAAUAAAGGUCAUGGGAGAGGUAGAAAUAGAAGAGGUCAGUUUAAUGGAAGAUAUCCCAGUCAAGAACAUUGGAGACAGCAAAGAGACUCCUCUGAUAGGAGAGAUGGGUUUAAUCAACCACAGAGACGAGGAACUGUGGCUGACAGAAGACCUCCUGCAAGAAGACCCUAUCAAACCAGUGUGGAUUCAAAGAAGGAUUCUGUGACUGAUUUCCUGCACGAUAAUCCAGUGACUGGUCCUGGUGCAGGCUCAAAAAAGUAUGGCACUUCAUUAAACCACUUAUUGAACUUCAAGUAUGCUCCAAGAGAGAAGCCAGUUGUUUAUCGCCCAAGAAGUGGCAUCAAAAAGUACACUCCAUUUAAUAAAGAACAGUUCAUUCAAGCCAAUUUUCAGUUUGUCGUUUCUGAUUCUGGUGAUUAUACCAUUCAUGCUAUGGAUCCUGAUGUGCUUGUGGAGUGGGAUUUCAUUGAGCAAGUGCGAAUCUUCAGCCAUGAGGUGCCAUCAUGUCCAAUUUGUUUAUAUCCCCCAGUUGCAGCUAAGAUAACUCGCUGUGGUCACAUCUACUGCUGGUCAUGUAUUCUUCAUUACUUAAGUCUGACUGAUAAGUCAUGGCACAAGUGUCCUAUUUGUUUUGAAGCUGUACACAAGAAGGACUUAAAGAGUGUUGUUGCUAUGGAGUCACACCCAUUUUCAGUAGGAGACACUAUCACUAUGAGGCUUAUGAAGCGAGCUAAGAACUCUGUGCUUGCCAUUCCUAAAGCUCAGUGGCAUGAGAGGGAAUUAAAGCCUUUUGGAAUCAAUGAUGAGGGAGAUACGUGCUACGCAAAACUGUUGCUGGCCUCUCCAGAUGAAGUUUUAAAACAGAUUGUUGCACCAGAAGAGGCAGCCCUUAGUACUCAGCUUAUGGAAGCCACGAGAGAACAAUCAGAGGAAGUCUGUUACAUUGAAGUAGCACUGGAUGAAAUAAGGGCUCGUAAGGAGAGUCUGAGUGAUUCAAAAGACUGUGUAGAAGAAGUGAAAAGUCUUGUAGAGAGUGUUAUGCAUUUUGAGGAUGAGGACCAUAACAAUGGCCAAGGAGUGACCAGCUGGAAAGUGCUAUCCCCAAAUGCGAUUCAAGGUGUGGAUGACUAUGAGGCAGCCUUCUCUGAUGAGGAUGAAGAAGCAGGGGGCAAAGGACAAAGCUUGACAGAUGAUGCUUCAACUUGUGAUAUUGCUGCCUCAUCAGUGGAGGAAACCUGCAAUACAGCUGAGGUGCUGGAAGAUCCUCAUGGCUCUCCUGAUGACAAGAAGGAAGAAAGGCAUACCAGUGAGAGUACAUCAGGAGAUUCUGACUCAGAGUCUCCAAGGCCUUUGUCUCCUGGUCAUGUGUCUGCACAGUAUUACUACUUUUACCAAGCUGAUGAUGGCCAAAAUGUAUUCUUGAGUCCCAUAAAUGCUCGCUGCUUGAUCAAGGAGUAUGGAAGUCUAGAGAAUUGUCCAGAAUACAUUACAGCACAGAUCCUAGAAAUGGAGGCAUUGUCCCAAAGUGAGGCUCUUCGUAAACAGUACCGCUACAUGAGUCAUCUUCCUUUAACCUGUGAAUUUGUCAUCUGUGAACUGGACAUCAAGCCUCCAGUUGUUUCGCAUCAAACACUCAAUUUCUUUAGAGGGGAAUUACUCCACCGGAAACAGCAGCGACAAAAGAAGUUAAGAAUGGAAAAGAAGAGAGAAUUCAAAAUUACAGCUGGUAGUGGUAGAUCUUCUUACAGUUCUGCUAGAUCUGCCAGUAGAUCUGUGGUGCCUGAACGGCUGGACCUUGCGAGUGAUUUAGAGUUUCCUGCUCAAUCAGGUCAACCGGCCUUAUCACCACCCAAUAACCCUUCACCCAGCCCGUUCAUGCAGUUUGCUGCCAGCAUGGCUAGCCAAGAUGAAGGUCAUGGUGUAGUGGCAGAAGUAGGUGGAGCCAAUUUGCAAGACGACCUGGGAGCUAACCCUCCAUCUUUUGCCGAGGCACUGAGGUCCAAGAAAGGCGUUGACAUUCCCAAACGGACGGUAAAGCCCAAUCAAACAGUUUCAGCAGUGGUGAGGACGGUUACUUCCGUUGAAAAUGAAGACGAGGAGGACUGUGCACCAGUGCCCACUUUCCAGUCGGCCUUCACCGAGGCCCUGGGUUCGGCUGGUUGGACCGGAAAUGGUGUCAACCCGGAAGGCCAAGACGCUACAGGAGAGAGGAACAGUGGAAAGAAGCAGAAGAAAAACAAAAAGAAACUUCUGUUUACCACAGGAAGCUUCAUGAAGUACUCUUGAAAAAGCAAUUUACAUUCAAACGGAUCAGUAUCCAUUGUAAUCUGUAAGGUAAUUUGAACUAGAAUUGAUUGUAUUGGGAAGGACUCUCUGUUUAUAUAAUUAAACAUCGCAAGUGUUAGAUAUUUGUGCAUUGUUAUAAAGGUGUUGAUAACAAUAAAGUAAUUAUUGAAACGGA
Messenger RNA from Orbicella faveolata, 2909 nucleotides. RefSeq names its product E3 ubiquitin-protein ligase RNF10-like. Lineage: Eukaryota; Metazoa; Cnidaria; Anthozoa; Scleractinia; Merulinidae. Gene Ontology annotation, biological process: positive regulation of transcription by RNA polymerase II. Gene Ontology annotation, molecular function: transcription cis-regulatory region binding; metal ion binding. The record is from RefSeq and is a predicted model, not a curated record.